AGGCACCUCCCAUGUCAAACCUAUGCGUCAAGCUAUAAACACUUUAUCGGGAGUACUCUCCGUAGCGUGCGCCAGGAAACAAUUCGUAUUUUGAGGCAACUAUCUUAUCGAUUCCCGAGUUUCCGGCCGAGUGCAAAAUAAUCGGCGUUUCGCUGACAACGAGUUGAUAGCACACUCGAAGCCGGCGAAGGAGAACGUGCCGGAGUCGUUUACUGCGAAUGCCGUUCUUACUACAGGUGGACAACGCAGCGAGUCUGAAGAUAUACGUUCGCAACCGUGGUACGUAGUUUUGGUGUCACCGAGCCGCCAACGUAUACACUAGUGACGCUCCGUCGUGACGUGUAUGUUCCCCUACUGUAGAGUCGACAACAAAUUAUUCAUCGAAUUGCUGACGCAAGGCAACAUCGGUUCCAGAUAAGGACAUCUCACCAAGCCGAGGUUUAUGGAAAAACGUAUCCACGACGACUUCAGGCUAAAAAUUUCUAACUCAUAACCGCAGUUCCUUCAAACGUUCCUUCAGCAUUCUCUCGCUGCCUUAAUUGGCGCACACACUUCACAAUCCUCACCGCCGAAGUACAAAAUAAAAGCUCUGAAUCAAGGUUUCUAACAUGGCGGACGGAGUCACGAAUGAAGCUGAAGCCCAGGAUACCGAAGUUAUGGACCUUUUCAGGAAAGGGCUUGAGCAGCACAUACGCCACGACGACCCGAACAAAGACCCUGCGGGCUUGAACAGUGGAAGUACGCAACGAGGUGCCGAGCUCACGUUCACCGACAACCUUUCUGAGAAGGACGCUGCCGUGCUCCGGCGAAUGCUGAGAACGGGACCACCUGUGAGACAGCUGACUCUGUGGCAAAUCUCGCUGGCCGCUUUCAGGGUUGCCUUCCAAAACCUCGAGGAAUGCCCCUCGCUGAAAGAAGUCCUCUUUCUUCUCAUCGACUGCGAAGGCAAGGACUUGGGCAUCAGCGACUCCGGGGUGUUUGGAAGCCUGCAUUCCUUAGACCUGCGCUGCGACAACCCAGGGAGCGGAUUCGCGAAGGACAUUGCAGAUUACAUCCGUCACAACAAGUCGUUGAGGGAAAUGAGCCUCUGGAACUCCUGCGGUGGUGACGAAGGCGCCGCGGCUCUCAUCGAAGCGCUGGCGGCAAACGACACCCUCAAGAAGUUCACCCUGUCCUCUAUGGAGUUGUCUUCCGACACGUUGCUCGGUUUCGCGAGGAUGCUGACGUCCAACUCGACGCUAGAGGUGGUGGACCUCUUCGACGUGUGUCCCGCACCAAAGGACAAGUUGUCGUCCUUGUUAGAGCAGGAACUUUGCGCGGGCGUCUUCAAGAGGCUGAAGAUACUGUGGCCCCAGGAGCUCCUGCCGGAGCUCACCGCACUUCUGCGCAAGGAAGCGUGUUAUACGGACCUAUCCGUCAGCGUCACCUCCACUGUCGAAGAAGGAGUUCUUCGGGAUUUCUUCGACGCAGUGGCCGCGGACAAGACCCUUCGCACGCUCCACUUUUAUCCCAGCGAGGACAGCUUCGACGCACUGGCGGACGGCAUUGCGUCCGUAGUGAAGCGUACGACAACGCUUCGAGAAAUCUGCAACCUCAUGCAUGUGAAGCAGGGCAAAGAGCAUCAACUCGUCGCCAUUCUCGAAGCCUUGAAAGAGAACAGCUCUGUUACGACGUUCACGAUGUACGCCGAGCUGCUAAGUACCGAUAUAGUAAAGUCCCUAUCAGAGUUGCUGGCUGUGAACAGCACGCUGAAGGACGUUGCCGUCUGCGAGUACUGGGGAAUCUUGCCCGAACAGGUGGAGACCAUUCUGCAGGGUCUAAGGAAGAACUACACCCUGACGGGCCUCAUGGUUUCCUGGGACCCCGAUGACUCCGAUGGAAUCACCGAGAUGGAAGAGCUUUUGAAGAGGAACAAGGCUGCGGAGUGCGCGAGUUUGGGAUCUGGUGACGUCAAAGACGAGAAAGCCGCGGAUUGAAUGCUGACUUUACUUUUCCCAAAACAAAAUACGAGAAAGGACCAAUCACUAAAAUCUACAGUGGUGUAACCAGAGUGCGUCUGAGGUGCGACUGUUGGUUAAUGGGUGGCAGAGCAGCAAAAGUCAGUCUACAAUUGAAGGAAUUAAUAUGAUGCGUAUGUAUACGAGACUGCUCUCAAAUAAACAACAAUUGAAAGAAUGA
Molecule: messenger RNA, 2178 nt
Organism: Rhipicephalus sanguineus (brown dog tick)
Lineage: Eukaryota; Metazoa; Arthropoda; Arachnida; Ixodida; Ixodidae
Product: protein NLRC3
Exons: 2
Coding region: 609-1976 (455 amino acids)
Source: RefSeq, a predicted model, not a curated record